CUUUCAUCCUUUCAUUUUCGAUCCUUGCAUUCCCUUUUUUUUUUUUGUACUCGUAAAAUUAAUAGGGCAUCCAACAUGUAUUAAGCUUAAACCACAGCUUGCACUGCAGGAAGAAUUCCCAUGGCAGUGUGUUCAUUGCAAAACAUGCCAAAAGUGUCAAUCCUCAAACAACGAGGAUAAAAUGAUGAUGUGCGAGAAUUGCGAUCGAGGUUGGCACUGCUAUUGUCUAAGCACCCCGUUGUCAAGUGUACCCCCACAUGAUUUUUACUGCGACGACUGUAUAGAAAAAUAUCCAGCAAAGAUCCCAGCAGACUAUAAGAGUAUAUCCUCACUAUCAUUAAAGCGAAAAAAAACUGCCAAUGGCCGGGGGAAAUCAUCUGUCACAACUACAAGUACGGACCCAAACACAAAUACGAAUGCAACCUCAACAACAUCAGCCUCACCACCUACUGUUACACCCGAUUCAGUAUCUACCGCAGACGCAGAAGCAAUGAGCUCAAAACGGAAAAUUAGAAGAAAGUCGGAUCAACAAAGAAAAGUACGUCUCGUGCCAGCUGACAAUGAAAUUGAGGAGGCAGAAACCAAUGUUGAUCUACCGAAACGACCUGUAAUCAUCAAGCGGAUCAAAAAGGAUAGAGGAAGGGCGAUCGUUAUUAUUCCAAUUCCAAUUACCAAACAUGGCGAUGCGUCUCCUUUGCCGACGUCAUCAUCGUCGUCCAAACCAGCUACAGCAGGUUCAAUGAAAAAACGAGGUCGAGCAGCCAAGACACCAGCAUUAACCGCUGCCUCCUCACCAGCACCAACAGAUACCAGUACUAGUUUCACAUCUACUAAUACGUCUCGUAAAAAAGAUUACAGCUCAGGAUCAGAUGCUAGACAACUUAUUUUGGGAAAUGCAAAUGGAAAAUUGUCUGUACGGGUUACGAGCCCUACCCCUGCUCCUCUGGAGGAGAAAAAACCAAAGAAAACACGGGGGAAAGGACGAAAAAAAUCGAUACCGACAUUAAAGAGUCCAGACAAGUCUGAUGAGGAUGAAGCAGAGGAUGCGGUUGCGGAGAACCGUCUAGCUGUAAAUACUGACCAUAACGAGGUUUCGGAUUCGCACCCAUUUGGUCCACAUCUCACAGAAGAGGAAUCGGAUGUGUCAUUUACCACACCAGAUGCUAGAGACAAACAGAGAUUUGAGAAGGCUAAGGAACUUGCCGAGAAGCUUAUCAAGGAGAAACCAUUAGAUGCCGAGGCACCUGAAGCAGGAAGCUCAGCAUACUCAGCGCCUGUCGCUGCAAUUAAAAAAAUUCGGUUUGGAGACUGGGAGAUUGAUACGUGGUAUGUAGCGCCCUAUCCAGAAGAGUACAGUCAGCACCCUAUCUUGUAUAUAUGCGAGUUCUGCCUUAAGUAUAUGAAAAGUUCCUUUAUGGCUGGGCGACAUAGAAUGAAAUGCGCAAUGCGACAUCCACCUGGAGAUGAAAUUUAUCGGGAAGGCAACAUUUCAAUUUUUGAAGUGGAUGGACGCAAAAACAAAAUUUAUUGUCAGAAUCUCUGUUUACUUGCAAAAAUGUUCCUGGACCAUAAGACUCUCUAUUAUGAUGUUGAACCCUUUCUAUUUUAUGUGAUGACGGAAUCUGGAGAUUUGGGUUGCCACUUUGUAGGCUAUUUUUCGAAGGAGAAGCGCUCUGCAAUGGAUUAUAAUGUUUCUUGUAUUCUGACACUUCCGAUCCACCAACGUAAAGGUUAUGGAAAUCUCCUGAUUGAUUUUAGCUAUUUACUUUCAAAACGCGAAAACAAAACUGGAUCCCCAGAAAAGCCUUUGUCAUCACUCGGACUACUGUCGUAUAGGAGUUAUUGGAAAACAGUGCUAUUUCAAUGUUUACUCGCCAUUCAUAAGGAUGAGAAUCGAAAGCAUCGUGUUUCUAUUGAAGAACUGAGCCAGGAAACCGCCAUGACUAUUGAUGAUAUUGUGACGACAUUACAAACUAAUAACAUGAUCCGCGCUAUACCCCCACCAAAGACUCAGGAUUCAAAAAAAGGGAAGAACAGUAGACAUCGCGCCAAUUCCAUCCCCCCCUUGCGCCAUGAGAUUGUGGUUGAUUGGAAUGAAAUUGAGGCCUAUUGUGAUAAAGUAGCAAAGAAGGGCUACCCAAUCAUUAAUCCCACUAAACUGAAGUGGGCGCCAUUUCUGCUCCAGCGUGGUCUCAUGGCUUCAUUACAUACAGACAAUGAUUCUCCGAAGGAUGACGGCACCAAUAGCGGAGAUGAUGCUGAUGCAUCAGAGAUUACAGGAGGCGAGGCAAAAGAGGAUGAUGAGACUGUGGCGAAGUCAACAUCUCGUAAUAGGAGUCGCAACAAAUCUAGUACGUCAAGGGUCCGUGUGCGCAAUCGUGGUAGACCACCGAAAGCAAAAGUAGAAAAUGUGAAGGAAUCAGUAGAACCUGGAGAAGCCACAGUGAAUGCUUCUUCCACAGAUCCUGGAACAGGAAGCCCAAGUACGGAGAAAAACACUGCCAUGGAUGUUGACAUGACUGAUACAGAACAAAGAAAAGAGUUGGCACAAGAGGACAUUUCGAACUUGGAGUCUGACUCCAAUCAUAGCAAGAUGAAUGGACCGGUUUCCUCUUCUUCUACACCAGUGGUGGCGACAUCCAAAGAGAUGAAAGGCAACGGCGUAGUAAAGACAAGCGCAGAAUCACGUACUGCAAACAUUGGUGAUGCUCUCAAAAUUCAAACAAAAGAGCUUAAGCCUCGACCAUCCAGUCGUAGUCUCAAAAUAAGCAGGUCGAAGGACGAAGAGGACGAUGUCCUUGGAGAUGAGCUGUCCUCUGUUACUUCAUUAUCACUUGCUGGAUCCCCAAUGUCAUCAUCAUCGCUUUCUGCUGCGUCAUCUCCAUCCUCUGUAGUAUCGUCGAAUGUUCGUGACGCUGGCCAACAAAGAGCCGAGACAGAUAUUACACCUACACUAGCCCAAGAAGAAAGCAGCUCACCCAUUGAUGAUAAUGGAGAAUCAGGAGCUGAGAGCGACGUUGACAUGAAGGGAGAUGAACUUGAUGUUACAACGAGUUCGGCGCUCCAAAACACUGAUCAUAAUUCCGAAGAAAGCGAAGAUGAAGAUGAGGAAGAAGAGGAGGACCAGAAGGAUUCUCAAGAUAUGGAAAUAGAUCAGCCCGAGGGCGAGGAUGGAUGGAGAAUAAAUGAUGAGCAGGAGGAUGCCAGUGAUGGGGAUCAGGAUGUACAUAGUGUUGGAGAGGAGAGCGAUGCUGUUAAUGAAAGAUGAGGAUGAAGAAGAAGAAGAAGAAAGGGAAGAUGAUGAUGAAGAACAUGGAGCGAUAGAUGAGGAUACAAGCGAUGCUUCUGAAGCAGAAAGCGAGACCGGAGGAGAUCCAACGACAGUGGGUGAAGAUGACUUUGCUUCUGAAGAGGAAGCUGAUGUAGAUGACGAUCUGGGCGGGAAUGACGAGAGCAG
Messenger RNA from Lobosporangium transversale, 3457 nucleotides. RefSeq lists its product as hypothetical. The record is from RefSeq and is a predicted model, not a curated record. Gene Ontology annotation, biological process: regulation of DNA-templated transcription. Lineage: Eukaryota; Fungi; Mortierellomycota; Mortierellomycetes; Mortierellales; Mortierellaceae. The coding region runs from base 182 to 3268 and encodes 1028 amino acids. The transcript has 8 exons. Gene Ontology annotation, molecular function: histone acetyltransferase activity.